Messenger RNA from Fusarium proliferatum ET1, 1509 nucleotides. RefSeq lists its product as uncharacterized. The coding region runs from base 1 to 1509 and encodes 502 amino acids. The transcript has 4 exons. The record is from RefSeq and is a predicted model, not a curated record. Gene Ontology annotation, molecular function: heme binding; oxidoreductase activity, acting on paired donors, with incorporation or reduction of molecular oxygen; iron ion binding. NCBI's taxonomy places the organism in Eukaryota, Fungi, Ascomycota, Sordariomycetes, Hypocreales, Nectriaceae.
AUGUUUAUCGUCGAGUUGUUCAAGGCCCUCUCUAAUGAGUUUGCCUCCCGGCCAUGUCAAACAGCUGUGACAACUGUGCUGGCGUCGUUCCUCGCUUACAUUGUCAUCAAUGAGUACGUGGCAAGGAGCGCUAGGUUGGCCGCUUUCGAUGGACCGAAGCGACUUCCCAUAGUAGGGAACCUCCAUCAAUUGAGGUCGAAUGCGGCAGAGAAGUAUCGUCAGUGGGCAAAGACCUAUGGGCCAGUAUACCAGAUUCAACUUGGCAACAUUCCCAUCCUCCUAGUCAACAGUGCUUCCGCUGCGAGGACACUUGUGUCCAAUACCGCAGGCACCACGAUUGGUACCGCUCCAUACAACGAAUCUCUCAAACGAAGGAGAAAAGGAGCUGCUUCUGCUCUCAACCGACCGGCAGUCGAAACCUACAUUCCCCAUCUCGAUCUCGAGACCAAGGAUUUUAUCGCCGAAGCCUACAAGUUCGGAAAAGCUGGAACGGUCGAGGUUGAUCCCUUGCCCCUGGUCCAGCGGCUCAGUCUCUCACUGGCUUUAACACUGAACUGGGGAACACGCAUGCCUAGUUCUGAGAGCGACCUACUCAAAGAGAUCACCCACGUUGAGGUUGAGAUCAGCCGGUUCCGAAGCACGACAGACAACUUACAAGACUAUAUCCCCCUUCUGCGCUUAAAUCCCUUCUCGUUUGGGCACAAAAAGGCUGCCGAGUAUCGUGGUCGUCGAGAUGCAUACCUGGGCAUGCUGAACCGUGGUCUCGAAGAGCAGGUGAGCAAGGGAACACACAAGCCUUGCAUCCAGGCAAAUAUCAUGCUGGACCGAGAGGCAAAGCUCAACGACGUGGAGAUGAUGUCCAUCAGCCUUACUAUGCUGUCCGGUGGAUUCGAGACUUUCUCAACGGUGACUACCUGGGCUAUCGCCUACCUUGCAACUCAUCCAGAGAUCCAAGACAAGGCGUACAAGGCCAUCACAGACUUACAUGGCUCCGAUUAUCCGCUGUGCGAUCCUAACGAUGACCAGAAGUGUGACUAUGUUCGCGCUCUUGUUCGGGAAAGUUUGAGGCAACACAGGUACUUCACAGUUCUUCGCUUAUCCCUCCCUCGUGCUACCAAUAAAGACUUCUACUACGAGGGAAAGUUUGUACCAAAGGGAACAGUAGUGUUCCUAAACUCUUGGGCAUGCAAUAUGGAUGAUGAGCUUUGGGAGGAUCCCGAGGUAUUCCGUCCCGAGCGCUGGCUAGAGCAUCCUGACCAUCCCAUGUUCACCUUUGGAGUGGGAUACCGCAUGUGUGCAGGCUCGUUGUUGGCAAAUCGAGAGCUAUAUCUCACCUUCAUGCGCAUGAUCGCUAGCUUUGAACUCUCUACGACGGACAAGAUCGAUACUAACCCGCUGACUGGGGUCGAGGACUUGACUAGUCUUGUGAGCACUCCGAGAAAGUAUCGUGUCACUUUCAAGCCACGAAAAGAUGCAGUCUUGAAGGCUGCACUUACACGGGGGGUUUAA